Arvicola amphibius (Eurasian water vole) is the source of this 1063-nucleotide messenger RNA. RefSeq names its product ATP23 metallopeptidase and ATP synthase assembly factor homolog (gene Atp23). The record is from RefSeq and is a predicted model, not a curated record. Bases 101 to 841 code for a protein of 246 amino acids. Gene Ontology annotation, molecular function: metalloendopeptidase activity. Gene Ontology annotation, biological process: mitochondrial proton-transporting ATP synthase complex assembly; mitochondrial protein processing. Gene Ontology annotation, cellular component: extrinsic component of mitochondrial inner membrane. Lineage: Eukaryota; Metazoa; Chordata; Mammalia; Rodentia; Cricetidae. The transcript is spliced from 6 exons.
UCCGGUGCUAGAGGGUUGAGGGCUUGCUCGGCGGCGGAAGCGGUGUUCCGGGUCGGCUGAAGGGAACGAGCCGGAGGAGGCGCCCAGCCCUGCGGGCCGCAUGGCUGGGGCUCCGGGCGGUGGCGGGCCAGGCCCAGCGGCGGGGGAGCCGCUGCUGCAGCGACGCGACUCUGGCCUGGGCUCUCCCGAGCCGCCGGCCCACGGGAAGCCCCAGCAGGGCUUCCUCUCCAGCUUCUUCACCCGGGACCAGAGCUGCCCGCUCAUGCUCCAGAAGACGCUAGAGACGAACCCGUACGUCAAAGUUCUCCUUGAUGCAAUGAAACACUCAGGUUGCGCUGUUAACAAAGGGAGACACUUCUCCUGCGAAGACUGUGACGGAAAUGUCAGCGGAGGGUUCGAUGCCGCAGCGUCUCAGAUUGUUUUGUGCCAGAAUAAUAUCCGAAAUCAGGCUCACAUGAGCAGAGUCGUUACCCACGAGCUCAUUCACGCCUUCGAUCAUUGUCGGGCUCACGUCCACUGGUUUAGCGAUGUCAGACAUUUGGCGUGCUCGGAGAUUCGAGCGGCAAGCCUUAGUGGAGAUUGCUCACUCUUGAAUGAAAUCUUCAGGUUGCGUUUUGGAUUAAGACGACACCACCAGACUUGUGUGCGGGACAGAGCUGCUCUUUCAAUCUUGGCUGUGCGUAACAUCAGCAGAGAAGAGGCCCAGAAGGCUGUGGAUGACGUUUUUGAGUCUUGUUUCAAUGACCGUGAGCCUUUUGGCAGGAUCCCCCAUACUAAGACAUAUGCCAGAUACGCUCACAGGGACUUUCAGAACCGUGAUCGCUAUUACUCGAACAUAUGAUGGUGGCCGUCUGUGUCUCUGAGCCUCAGGACCCUGAGGGAGAUGCCCUUAGACACAGAGUCUGCAAUCGUAUGGAAAAAAGUGCAGAAGGAGCUGGCUUUAGCACUGACUAUAAAAAAUAAAUAUGGCAAAAGAGGAACUCCUUAAACUGCAAGGCAAAAUUGGAUCUUUAUAGUUAACCAUUUAGUAAAUAAGGUAAAUAAAUGACGUUUUUGUAUUUUC